This is a messenger RNA of Struthio camelus australis, 3065 nucleotides long. RefSeq names its product GABA type A receptor associated protein like 1 (gene GABARAPL1). Gene Ontology annotation, cellular component: autophagosome; autophagosome membrane; cytosol. Lineage: Eukaryota; Metazoa; Chordata; Aves; Struthioniformes; Struthionidae. The record is from RefSeq and is a predicted model, not a curated record. Gene Ontology annotation, biological process: cellular response to nitrogen starvation; autophagy of mitochondrion; autophagosome assembly. Gene Ontology annotation, molecular function: GABA receptor binding; ubiquitin protein ligase binding.
GCAGCUGACGCUUGGGCAGUACACCAGCAUGAAGUUCCAGUACAAAGAAGACCAUCCUUUCGAGUACAGGAAAAAGGAAGGGGAGAAAAUCAGAAAGAAAUAUCCCGACAGAGUCCCUGUAAUUGUGGAAAAAGCACCAAAAGCCAGAGUACCUGACCUAGAUAAAAGGAAGUAUCUUGUGCCUUCCGACCUCACAGUUGGCCAAUUCUACUUCUUAAUCCGAAAGCGGAUCCAUCUGAGGCCGGAGGAUGCUCUGUUCUUCUUUGUCAAUAAUACCAUCCCUCCCACCAGCGCUACCAUGGGACAGCUGUAUGAGGAUAACCAUGAGGAGGACUUUUUUCUCUAUGUGGCCUACAGUGAUGAGAGCGUCUAUGGCAAGUGAGCACCAGCCACCAGUCAUGCCAGCAAGAUGGACAGAUGGAACUGAUUUUGGCGGGGGGGGGUAUGUUGGAGAGGAGGAAGGAGAAUGCCUGAGAAGAGGGGAAGAGAACUGGAAAUGAAUCACGUGCACAAUGCCAUCACCUUCAUGCAUUAAUUAUAAUCAUUAUUUUUAAAUUGAGGGGAGGGAGGGUAAGAGGAAAUGGUGUGAAAGAGCGAACUGAUAGGGUAACAAGAGGUUCAGUGCUGAGGAAAGAGGACACUCCACUUUUCAUAGUUCUUCUCUUGCCACAGCUGGAAUUUUGUUAGCCAGUACUGGAGGCUGCUAGACAAGCCAGUGUUGUGGACCUCCUGCAGAGUGACUGGGCAGGAAAUAAAUGGCUAUUCAUGUGUAACCCUUUCUUGGGAUGAGAGAGGCACGUCUGCAACACGUAUUGUACACUGACCUUGUCACACCUUUCCCAUGGCUUGGAUUGCACUCCUAUGAGCAUUCAGUGAGCAGUGCAGUACUUUGUUCUGUCCAUACAAGGCUGUCCUGUGCUGACAGUCCUCACUCCAGCUGUUGCCUGUGAAGCGUUGCAAAACUAUUGUAUUUCCCAUCGCAUCACUAUUGGAAGGGUUAACUCUGAGGGCUCAGAACUCCUCAGUUUAAAGGCUGAGAAGGAGGGGAAAAAGAGGAAGGUUUUUUUUUUCUGUGUUGCUUUAAUUACAAAUUCUAGACAAAAAAAUUUUAGACCUACCCUUUUGUUCUUUUCAGUGAAACCAACUGAUAGAUUCAUAAGCAUAGGGCUAGAAAGGACAUCAAGAGAACUUCUAGCCCACUCCGACUCUGAGACAGGACUGAGUAUACCAAAAAUUUACAUGGCUGUUCAUCUAACUUGUUCUUAGUGAACUUCAUUGAUGCAGAUCCUGUAGGCUGCUGUAGCCUGUUCCAGUUCCUAGCUAGCCUCCAAUUUAGAAAGCUUUUUGUGAUAUCUAACUUCAGUCUCCCUUGCUAUAUAUUAAGGCAACUGACUACUAAUGGUCUUGGUAUUGGUAAGCAUGGAGAAUAAUCUAUUUGUGUUGUCUUUGUUACAGUCUUCUGCAAAUUUGAGGGUGGCAGAAAUUCUGUGGGUUUAACCUGCCCUUCCAUGUCUCGUUCCUGUACAGAUCUUGCAUCACAUUCACAAGCAGAGGAAAUCAGUCCCUCAUAAAUGCGUUUUCCUGGCUUUCGGUGAUUGGACACUCUUUGCCUUGAGAGAAGUGCUUUUAGGCAUGGGGGAGAUAGGGACUAAAUCACUUCAGGGCAGAUUCCCUAUAAAUUGCUUUUUUUUUUCCUUUUCUUUUUUCUUUUUUUUUUCUUUUAAGACAGUGUUGUUCUUAGAAAGGUACUAGACAGAUUCUGUCCUGUGCAAGCCUUAUGCUGUCAUGCCAAAGCAGUUUCUUCCUGGUGGCACAAACAGCAGAUUUUCCCAUAACUGCCAUUACUCUGAUGAAGGAGAUGGUGUUUGGGAAAUGAGCUGACUUCCAGGAAAAUUCUAGGUUAUUCUAGGUUAUCUAAAAAUCAGAGAACUGAACUGAAUUACUGUAAACAUUCCUACAUAUAGGAGAGGGACCAAGAAGGAGGAAAAGUCAAGAAGGAUGAAGAAGGCAGGCGGAUCCCAAAGUAAGUUGAGAGUGUUUGCUGUAUUUAUAUGAAGAAAUUAGAUCCUGGUGCUCAGGAAUGAGAAAUCAAGAUGAGUGCUUCUCUGCUUGUAGGAGAUAGAAAAUCAGAUUUCAGCCUUUUCUGACUGCUGUUCCAUUAAAUUGUAUGAGGCAAGAAGAGCAUUCUGGGAGUGUGGCGCAAGAGUCAUUGGCAGAGCUGUGUGAAGGUGAGGGAGGUCGUAGGGCAGGAGGAUCACUGCCGUUGUGGUAUGGAAAGUAGCAGACUGGAAUGGGAGAGAAGGGAAGAUGUGCAAAGAGUGUAGUCAGGGUAAUCAUAAUGAGCAGACAGAAAAUGGGGGAACAAAGGAAGAAAUGCAUGGCUUAGUAUUCCCAGCUUUUCAUUCUGAACUUCAGUUUUGCUGCUCAGUCGUGUGCUCAUCUGGAGUAAACAUGUUGGGUUAAAUUAUACGUAUUGCCAGUCUAAAUCAAUUCUGCCUACGGGGUACAGUCCUCUCUUUUUGACCCACUCUCUUCUGAUUAUCAGGCUCUUUUCACAUCCUUUGCAUGCAAAUUCACAUCAGUUGUUUCAGGAAGCUGUGACAGAGAACAGAUCCAGAAGAAUUUUUAGGGUAAAAGACAAGAUAGGGCAGAACAAGAUGGUGCCCAUCUCUAUCACUGUCCCGCUUGCUCAUGCAUACUACUAAGCACAUGGUUAUGUGUUGUUUCAAACUAACCCAUGGUUGGGCACACGCAGGGGAGAAAGAGUUGGAAUGUGAGAUGCUUGAUUUUGUGUUCAGACCUCCCCUUCCCUCACACAGCUGGGUUUGUAAGUAAGUGAUGUGUGGGACUAAUCUCAGCUGUUUGUUACAUGUAAGGUUUACUGAUUAAUAUAAUUAUUUUACAUUUCUUUUAACUGAGUUGUGGCACUUUUGUUUUUGCGCUAGUCCAAUAUUGUAAAAGGUAGUUGUGGUAAUUUUCUUUCUUUUAGUUAGCUUCUUGUAACAUAAAGUUCAUAUUACUUGAGCUAAAUCAACCAAUCAAUAAAGACACAUUUGGAAAUUAAA